GACUGUCUGCCAGAGAGAAAGUGGAGUAGACGGUGGGAAGGAUCCCAUGUGGAGAUGACAGUGUGGCUCACAGAAGAAAGUGUAAUGACUGACCCAGAGCAGUCACUUUUGACCUUCACUAUGGAACCAAUUGGCUCAUCACGUCCCUAUGACUAUGAUGUCGUCCGUAUGAGCCGCCACCAAGUGGAAAUAAUUAGUUUCAGGAAUGGUAACCCGAACAAGAGUGAGCUGUCUCUGCCACAACCCCUGCCUGUUGGCUGGGCAGCAUUUAACCUAUCAUCAACAUCGCUCACAGAGUUGUGGCUCCUACCACAUACGAAACUUGUGUCAUUAUCCGCUGAUAUGACCAUUGCCAAUCUCAAUAUAGAUGGCAGCAAUAUCACGGUCGGUUGCCAUCACAAUGUGUUUGGCUGGAAUGUCGCUGAGGGCCGGGCAGUGACAGUGCCACUGCCUCACCGUCACCGUCACUACGUCAGUACAUAUUCCAACACUGCCUCACAACCCAGACUCACGUUGGGAGACACUACACUACAACUGGGAUGGGAUGGUUCUACUUUGGUUGACGUGACUCAGUAUGACAAUAAAUAUCAGAGACCUCUACCAACAGCCACUGAACAUCACCUCGUUAUCUCUUGCAAUUCUUCUUAUGUUGAAGCUGUUAUCUGUAACAUUGAGGCAGGGAAGAAAAUCUUGAAAACUGUGAAUUUAGGUGAGUUACCAACCUCGGUAACUUUUCAUGAAAAAUCAGAGGAGCAGUUCUAUGUAUUCUAUCACCGAGUUAAUGACAAUGUUACUGACGUUUCAGUAUCUUCAUCUCCUGCAGGUAAGAAAACUGAUUUUAUUGAACUGUUGCUUAUUUCUUGAAAUUCAGAUAAUGUGUAUUCUCCUUCCUCUUCUCAGAAAUAAUGCGCUAACACAUGCCUCGUGGGAAUCUCUCUUGGAAAAGUUAUAUGAUGUUGAUUGCAGAAUGAAAUUGAAAAUAAAAUAUAAAAACACAUCAAAUUUCCUUUCCUGGAUACGCUUGUAAUCAGAGAUAAUCAAUCAGCUGAAAUUAUUCUUGAACAUAAUUACACUGAGUUGGGGAAACAUAUUUUAUCUAGACACUAAUUUCAGCAGUUUUAGGGAAGUGCAGUCCUGAGUUUCCUCUGGAUAUCCAGUUGCCUAACAUAAAGAUUGUGAUAAGUGAGCGGGAG
This is a messenger RNA of Cherax quadricarinatus, 1193 nucleotides long. NCBI's taxonomy places the organism in Eukaryota, Metazoa, Arthropoda, Malacostraca, Decapoda, Parastacidae. The record is from RefSeq and is a predicted model, not a curated record.